UUCUAUUCUCUGGACAGUCAGCGGGGACUCUUCUGAGUUCUUGUAGCUUUUUCUUAAGGCCUAUAGGAAGUCGUCUGUGCUGAGCCUGCACUUUCUAUAACAGAUGGAAAACUGAGGCCCAGACCUCUUAAAUGGCAUUGACUUAGACAGACUAUAGAGCUAGUUAGUGGGGAGCCAGCACCAUGACCUGGCCCCUACCUCCAGCAGGCUUCACCCACCUUUGCACCCUUGCAGGAAGCACUUAGAGGCUUGAGGUUGCCAGCUGUGGGGGGUCGAGCCUGUGCAGUGCCUCUCAGCCGCCCACGCUGGUGGGGCUCUGCACUGUUAGCUUCUUGUUUCUCUAUUUUCUACCUAGGUUUCAGUUUUUCACUUGGGUUUGUUUCCCCUUUGUCUCUGGUUCAGCUUCCUUUUCCUGUUUGGUUUUAAGUAGGCUAUAAAAAUCAAGUUGCUGUCUUCAGAGGGUCUAUGGUCCUCUGAUCAACGUAGCCUGGUGGGAGUGAGUGCAGGACUCGCCUCCUCAGGGUUCCCUGUGCUGCCACUUUUCAGCCAUGGCCACAAGUGAACAGAGUAUCUGUCAAGCCCGGGCUUCCGUGAUGGUCUACGAUGACACCAGUAAGAAAUGGGUACCAAUCAAACCUGGCCAGCAGGGAUUCAGCCGGAUCAACAUCUACCACAACACUGCCAGCAACACCUUCAGAGUCGUUGGAGUCAAGCUGCAGGAUCAGCAGGUUGUGAUCAAUUAUUCAAUCGUGAAAGGGCUGAAGUACAAUCAGGCCACACCAACCUUCCACCAGUGGCGAGAUGCCCGCCAGGUCUACGGCUUAAACUUUGCAAGUAAAGAAGAGGCGACCACGUUCUCCAAUGCAAUGCUGUUUGCCCUGAACAUCAUGAAUUCCCAAGAAGGAGGCCCAUCCAGCCAGCGUCAGGUGCAGAAUGGCCCCUCUCCUGAUGAGAUGGACAUCCAGAGAAGACAAGUGAUGGAGCAGCACCAGCAGCAGCGUCAGGAAUCUCUAGAAAGAAGAACCUCGGCCACAGGGCCCAUCCUCCCACCAGGGCAUCCCUCCUCUGCAGCCAGCGCCCCCAUCUCAUGUAGUGGGCCUCCACCACCACCCCCACCCCCAGUCCCACCUCCACCCACGGGGGCUACCCCACCUCCCCCACCCCCACUGCCAGCUGGAGGAGCCCAGGGGUCCAGCCACGACGAGAGCUCCAUGUCAGGACUGGCCGCUGCCAUAGCUGGGGCCAAGCUGAGAAGAGUCCAACGGCCAGAAGAUGCAUCUGGAGGCUCCAGUCCCAGUGGGACCUCAAAGUCCGAUGCCAACCGGGCAAGCAGCGGGGGUGGUGGAGGAGGCCUCAUGGAGGAAAUGAACAAACUGCUGGCCAAGAGGAGAAAAGCAGCCUCCCAGUCAGACAAGCCAGCUGAGAAGAAGGAAGAUGAAAGCCAAACGGAAGAUCCUAGUACCUCCCCCUCUCCAGGGACCCGAGCAGCCAGCCAGCCACCUAACUCCUCAGAGGCUGGCCGGAAGCCCUGGGAGCGGAGCAACUCGGUGGAGAAGCCUGUGUCCUCAAUUCUGUCCAGAACCCCGUCCGUGGCAAAGAGCCCUGAAGCUAAGAGCCCCCUUCAGUCGCAGCCUCACUCUAGGAUGAAGCCUGCUGGGAGCGUGAAUGACAUGGCCCUGGAUGCCUUCGACUUGGACCGGAUGAAGCAGGAGAUCCUAGAGGAGGUGGUGAGAGAGCUCCACAAGGUGAAAGAGGAGAUCAUCGACGGUGAGUGGGGCCCCGCCGCGGUGGACGGCACCCAGGUGGGGCCGCAGGACAAGGGUCCCUGUCGCCCAGGCUGGGGGCCUCCAGUUUUGAGCUGGAGCCCAUACUGCACUGGGCCCUGUGGGAGAUUUCAUUCUUCUUACAGUCUCUAGUGGAGGAAACAGGCUCAGGAAAGCUAAGUGGCUUGCCUAAGAAUUUGUAGCUCCCUGGCUAGCAUGACACCCGAAUCUGACCUUCCACAUCCCCGGCACCUUCCUGGAAGACCCACGUGGGAAGUGCAUGGAGGGGAGACCCCGACAUCGUUCCAGAGCCAGGUCUGGAGGAGCCACCUGAGCUUCUGUCAUUUCACCCCCUGGCAGUUUAUAUUGCCUUCUUGAUACUGCCACCUCCAGUCACUGGUGUUGGGGUUCUGAGGGGACCACUCUGCCUUCCUGGGGGUACAGGGAGACCAAGGACUACAGAAGCACCUUCCAGGCCUGAGCUCGUUCACAGCCUGCCUGGCCCUGGGCUGGGGAACAGGCGGGGAGCAGCCUCUGGCUCCAGAGCAGGGUGGGUCUCAAUGCAUCACAUCCGUCCUUCCGGUUCCCACCAGAGCCUUUGAGCGCUCUGGCUCAGAUCUGCAGCCAGAGGAAAAGGGGGAGUCUGGGCAGGGCAGGCUCAGUCUAGGGACAGAGCUGUGCAGCGCAGCCAGUGCCAGCUCCCCACCUGCCUCCCCAACCAGGGUGAUAAAGGCUGACACCUGGGUGUGUAGCUGGGUCUGGCCCCCAGGGCAUCGCAGUGACCUGCACAAAAGGGUCCCAUAAGCACACAGGGUUGGAGGCUGAUGGCAGAGGGAAGAGGCAGGUGGGAGCCCAAAGACCCAGGCCUCCUCCCCCAGCCGGCCCACCCUUGUUUGAGCAGAGAGCACUCAGUUCCUGUUUGUCCAGUUCCCCCAAAGGCCUGGGCUGGGGAGAUAAGGAGUUAACAAAUGAGGGGAAUGAGGCAGCCUGGGCGAUAGGCAGGCACCCAGCCAACUGGUCACACCACCUUACUGCUGGGUGCCGUCCGGCCCCAGGCAUAGCUGGGUCAGAAACCCAGGGCCCACCACAGCCUCUCCACCUGCUGUGGGUGCAGCCCCAGGUGGAACCCACCCUGGCUGAGAGCCCGGGGGGAGGCAUGGGCCAUGCCAGGGGCUCUGAGAAGCAGCCCCCAGCACCUUCUCCUGGCUGUUGGCUCUUGGCCCAACAAGGUCCAUCCAGGGAGAGGCCUGAGUUGACAUAGAGGAGGGGGAGUUCAGGAGGGGACAGAUACCAGAAGAAGGAGGGAAAGGCCCAAAUUUGGGAGGCCGGGGGUUAGAGCACUAGCUUGGGGUGGUGAGGAAGCCGGCGGGGAGGCAAGAAGACAAGAGAGGCCCCUGCCUCUCCUGAGGAGUGGGCAGAGCCAGGGCAGUCCCUGGGGUCCAGGGCCAAGAUUUCCUGCUGACCCCUGCAGGAGCUGGGAGGGCAGAGCCUCGGCCUCCACUAUGUUGGGGGAAGGGCUCCUGCACCCCCGGCACCUGGACACCCACCUGUCCAGAGCCUACAAAGACCCUGCAUCCCCACACAGAGCAGCUCCUCACACUAGGGUUCCAGUGCCCAGCACUCCUCAGCAGCAGUGAGGCCACAGGCAGGGCACCGGCCUCUGUCCCCACGCCAGGUCUUCCCCUAGUAGGGCAGUGGCAGCAGGGGCCGCCGCAGAAGGAAUGGCGAUGAGACCCAAAGCCUUUGGUCAUCACCCCAGAGGUCUACGCCAAAGCCUGGGUGGGGCUCCCAGGAGAUGGAGCAGGGGCAGAUAUCAGGCAGUUCCACGCCAGGGGUGUGGGACCCUGAUGAGGAGCCGGGCUGUACUGGUCAUGGCUGCACCUGAGCCACGACCUGUCCCGCAGCCAUCAGGCAGGAGCUGAGUGGGAUCAGCACCACGUAAGGGGCCGGCCUUGCUGCACUGAUUCGUCGAGCCCAUCCGGCGACAGAGGACAGCCAGGAGCCCAGCCAGCCCCAGACUCCAGUGCACCAGAGCACGCACAGGAGCCUGGGCGCGCUGCUGUGAAAUGUCCUGACCUGUGAUCACACGUGACAGUGAGGAAACCAAGUGCAACUCCCGGGUUUUUUUAGAUUCUACCUGACACAGAACACCAGGUCUGCUCGUCUUUUCUGUGUUUUAUAUUUGCUUAUUUAAGGUACAUUUCUUUGGGUUUCUAGAGAGACACCCCUAAGUCACCUGCUUCAUUAGACGGUUUCCAGGUUUUCUCCCAGGUGACGCUGUUAGCACCUCAGCUGGCAGUGACAGCCGGCCCAGCGUGGCGCCACCACGCACCGCAGAGCUGUCCAGGCACAGCUCCGUCCCCAGCGCUCAUGGUGUUGAAACUGUCUGUCAUGCACCACAGUGUCUGUGUCCACACAGUAAUAAACGGUUUACUGUCUGCA
Messenger RNA from Symphalangus syndactylus (siamang), 4205 nucleotides. RefSeq names its product Enah/Vasp-like (gene EVL). The record is from RefSeq and is a predicted model, not a curated record. Gene Ontology annotation, biological process: actin polymerization or depolymerization; positive regulation of actin filament polymerization; protein homotetramerization. NCBI's taxonomy places the organism in Eukaryota, Metazoa, Chordata, Mammalia, Primates, Hylobatidae. Gene Ontology annotation, molecular function: profilin binding; SH3 domain binding; actin binding. Gene Ontology annotation, cellular component: cytoskeleton.